Molecule: messenger RNA, 1934 nt
Organism: Syzygium oleosum
Lineage: Eukaryota; Viridiplantae; Streptophyta; Magnoliopsida; Myrtales; Myrtaceae
Product: LRR receptor-like serine/threonine-protein kinase ERL2
Exons: 1
Coding region: 404-1633 (409 amino acids)
Molecular function (GO): protein binding
Source: RefSeq, a predicted model, not a curated record
AGCGUAGUGCGGUAGCGAUUUCCCUCCUCUUCGUCUUCUCCAAGAAGCCAACGCAAGUACCGCCCCCUCGAGAGAAAGGAAGAAAGAAGAGAAGAUCCAUCAUCAUCACCGUCGCCAUCACCGUCACCAUCACCAAGCACGAGAUCGUCAACCUUGGGGUGCCUCUCUUCCUUCUCUUUCAAGCCACCUCUCUCUGCGCGUGUAUAAAAAUCUUGUCGAUAGCCAGUUGCCUCCAUUAUAGCUCUCACGCCCUGAACCGCUCGAGGAGCACCCGCCGACUCACGGAAAAGCACUCGUGCCUUCUCCUUCUCCUUCUCCUUCUCCUCCCCUAUAAAGCCAGUCCCCAGAGGGCCAGACCCGCCCGGACGAGCAGCCCCCAGACUUGUCGCUUCGUGCCUCCGCCAUGGCGAAGCCGAGGGUCGCGGUGCGGUCUCGCUUUCGGAGCGUGCUGUCGUGGGUGAUGAUGUGUGCAAUGUGCUUGAUGAGGAGCGACCGCCUCGGCGUUGUCGCGAUUCUUGAUCCCAACGACUUCUUGGCCCUCCAGUCCAUCCGGAAGUCGCUCGACGACAUCCCCGGGUCCAGCUUCUUCGGCUCCUGGGACUUCACCGCCGACCCAUGCAACUUCGCCGGCGUCCUCUGCGACGCCGACCGGGUGAUCGCCCUCAACCUCGGGGACCCCAGGGCCGGCUCCCCGGGCCUGACCGGCCGCAUCGACCCGGCCAUCGGCCGGCUCUCCUCCCUCGCCGAGCUCACCGUCGUCCCGGGCAGGGUUUUCGGGUCCCUGCCGCAGACUCUGUACCAGCUCAAGAGCCUCCGGUUCCUCGCCGUCAGCCGGAACUUCCUCACCGGCGAGAUUCCGGCGAAUCUCGGCCUGCUCCGGAGCCUCCGGACGCUCGACCUCAGCUACAACCAGCUCACCGGGCCCGUCCCCCGCCCCCUCGGGACGCUGCCGGAGCUCUCCAACCUCAUGCUCUGCCACAACAGGCUGUCCGGCUCGGUCCCCCCGUUCGUCUCCGAGUCGCUGACCCGGCUCGACCUCAAGCACAACGACCUCUCCGGCUCGCUCGGGCCGCUCGCCCUCCCGGCCUCGCUGCAGUACCUCUCCCUAUCCUGGAACCUGCUGGGCGGGCCGGUCGACGGGGUCCUGAGCCGGAUGGACCGGCUCAACUACCUCGACCUCAGCAUGAACCGGUUCUCGGGCCCGAUCCCGGGCCGGCUGUUCGCGUUCCCGAUCACGAACCUCCAGCUGCAGCGCAACGGGUUCGAAGGGGAGGUCGAGCCGGCGGGCCAGGUGGCGAUCCCGACCGUGGAUCUCAGCUACAACCGGCUGUCGGGCCAGAUAUCCCCGAUGUUCUCGACGGUGCAGAACCUGUACCUGAACAACAACCGGUUCACGGGGCAGGUGCCCGGCUCGUUCGUGGACCGGCUGCUGGCCGCCAACAUCCAGACGCUGUACCUCCAGCACAACUUCCUGACGGGGAUCGAGAUCAACCCGGCGGCCGACAUCCCGCUGAGCUCGUCGUUGUGCCUGCAGUACAACUGCAUGGUGCCGCCCGUACAGGCGCCUUGCCCCUUGAAGGCCGGGAAGCAGAAGACGAGGCCUACAUCGCAGUGCGCCGAGUGGCGAGGGUAAAAUGGGGAAUCCCCGGGUAAGCUUCUUCGGUUUUUUUUCUUUUUUUUGGUCUUUUUUUUUUUGUCUUUUGGAAGGAGGGCAAAGUUGGAAGAAAAGAUACAUAUAGGAUUUAAGAUUUGGGGGAAAUUCUAAUUAAAUUGGUGGGGGGAUGGUUUUUGAUUCAAUUUAUUAAUUUUUCAGUGAUAGGUGUUUGGGUAAAUAGAGAAUAAAAUAAUUAUAGAUGUUUUGAGGGGUUAACAUUAUUAUGCUGCUUGUUAAUUACUUGCUAGUAAUAUGAAUAUAUGUUUCUAUGAUUAAUUAA